CUAAGGGAGAAACUGUUGCUUAGCAACGGCGUCUCGCCUCUAACAAAAAUGGCCGACCGCAGAUCCAGACCCGCGAUACCUCCUUUAAAAAAGCCUCAAACGUCUUACUCAGAAAGGCCUUCCAGACCCACACCUCAGAGCAGGCCUUCAUCUGCUCCUUCAAAGAAACCACCACAAAUGGACCUCUUAGCUAAAGAGGAGGAAUACAAGCGUCUCAAUGCAGAGCUAGAGGCCAAAACAGCAGAACUUGUUCGGGAAGCAGAGAAAGUUAUGAGGGAUCAAAAUGAGGUACUCUCUAAACCAAUCUCCUCCCACCUCUCCAUUGAUACUGACUGUCAUUUUGAGGUUUCUGGGACUAUAACAAAAGAAACAACGUCUAAGCAGCCCACUACGAUCAUGAAAAACAAGAACUUCUCUGUAAAAUCUUCAAAGACAAAUAAGCCAGGUUCAGGAAAUAGAAAGAACCCUCAUGUCAACAGAAAAGCACCACACACUGUAGUUGAUGAUGUUGCUAUCCCUGAAGACCUUGGGGAUUUCUCACUUGCUAAGACAAUCAGCAUAAUUGAGAACAGGGUUAGUGAUGAUCUCACUGAGGAACACUUGGAGGAUGACAUCAUGCCCAGUGCUGGAGAUGAGAUGGGCGCAGAAGCUCAGAUCAGAUUUUUGAAGGCUAAACUUCGAGUAAUGCAGGAAGAAUUAAACAGACUCUCAUAUGAAUCCAACAAGAAGGAUGAUGAAAACAGCACUUUAUGCAGCAAACUGAAGGACGUGGAGGAGGAAAGGGCAAGAUUGCAGAGGACUACAAAUGUCCAACAGACUCAGGUUGAGAAGCAAAGAGUUUUAGCUGAAGAAUCCAGUCGGAAGUGUGAAGGUCUGCAACAGCAAGUGGUAGCACUGCAAAAGGAGUUGGAAAGCAUGAAGAGAUCCCAUAAGCAGGCAGCCAAUACACACAGUGCAACAGAGGUGCGGUUGAAUAGAGCUCUAGAGGAGGUUGAGAAGACUAAAACUCAGCUCAACAAACUCAAACAGAGCAGUAAGGAUUCAACCAGUCAGGAGCACCAGAAGAUUGAAACCUUACAAGCCGAGAACAGAAAGCUGGAGAGGCAAAAUGCUGAGCUCAUCAUUGGUUUUAAAAAGCAACUUAAGCUAAUAGAUAUUUUAAAAAGACAGAAGAUGCAUUUUGAAGCGGCCAAGCUGUUGUCCUUCACUGAAGAGGAGUUCAUGAAAGCUUUGGAUUGGGGAAAGGAUGGAAUCUCGUAGGUUUCUAUUUUGUCCUUUGUAAAUAGAUGACUGCAAAGAGUUUGCAUUUCAAAAGCUUAUUCAUUGUUUAACAAUCUUCAAAUUUCAAUAAAUAAUAAUAUGCUGAAUUUCAUGACAGUCAGUGUUUAUCAACCCUGCCACAAUAAUUCAAUUAUUUACAUCAUUGCCAUCUAGUGGUGAACACUGAAAUCACAACAUCUAUCCAAAUUUGACUUUUCAUUUGAACUUUUAAUCAAUUGUUGUUGUUAUUUGUAUGUAUACACUGAUCAAACAUAUUGUAUUCCUGCUAGUAAAUAACUGCUUUAUUCAGGGUAUGGGCCAAACCCACUCUUCUUCAUUAGUAGUCCACUGAAGGAAGUGUGACCAUUCUGGUGAACUCCUCAUAAUGAACAUGUCCAUCACGUCCAACAUUAGCCUCUUUAAAAA
Molecule: messenger RNA, 1686 nt
Organism: Pimephales promelas (fathead minnow)
Lineage: Eukaryota; Metazoa; Chordata; Actinopteri; Cypriniformes; Leuciscidae
Gene: tex9
Product: testis expressed 9
Source: RefSeq, a predicted model, not a curated record